GGUUACGUGCCCGGAAGCAGGAAGUUGUCGGCUUACCCUCCUCGCCGGGCGGCUGCUGUCCCCGAGGCGGGAGGAGCCCGAGAGGGCGCGGGCCGCGCAUGUCUGUUAGGAGUCAAGCCUCCUAAGCCACUGUUAGGAGUCAAGCGCACUUGGAACUUCCCUCUGUGGCAAAGCUCAUUCCUGCCAGAGUUGGAUCUCUCUUUCUUUCUGGAGGGAUUUUGUAUUGGAAGACAUGGAUCUCGCCGCCAGUGAGCUCAGCAUUUAUGACAAACUUUCAGAGACUGUUGAUUUGGUGAGACAAACAGGCCAUCAAUGUGGCAUGUCAGAGAAGGCAAUUGAAAAAUUUAUCCGACAGCUCCUGGAAAAGAACGAACCUCAGAGAGGGCCACCCCAGUAUCCUCUCCUGAUAGCUAUGUAUAAGGUCCUUGUAACCCUGGGAUUAAUCUUGCUCACUGCCUACUUUGUGAUUCAACCUUUCAGCCCAUUACCACCUGAACCAGUGCUUUCUGGAGCUCACACCUGGCGCUCACUCAUCCAUCACAUCCGGCUGAUGUCCUUGCCCAUUACCAGAAAGUAUAUGCCAGAAAACAAGGAAAUUCCUCUGCAUGGGGGUGAUGAAGACAGACCCUUUCCAGACUUUGACCCUUGGUGGACAAACAGCUGUGAGCAGAAUGAGUCGGACCCCAUCCCUGCCAACUGCACUGGCUGUGCCCAGAAAUUACCCCUCAAGGUAAUGCUCCUGGAAGAUACCCCGAAGAAAUUUGAGAGGCUCCAUCCUCUGGUGAUCAAGACCGGACAGCUCUUGUUGUCCAAGGAGCUUCAGCAUUUUCUGUGCCAGUACCCUGAGGUCACGGAAGGCUUCAGCGAAGGGUUUUUCACCAAGUGGUGGCGCUGCUUUCCCGACCGGUGGUUCCCAUUUCCUUAUCUGUGGAGAAGACCUCUAAACAGAGCACGCAUUUUACGUGAGCUUUUUCCUGUUUUCACCUACCUGCCAUUUCCAAAAGAUGCCUCCUUAAAAAAGUGCUUCCUUCUUCAACCAGAACCUAUCGUGGGUAGUAAGAUGUAUAGAAUGCAUGACCUGUUCAUCGUUGGCAGUGGUGAGGCCAUGUUGCAGCUCAUUCCUCCUGACCAGUGCCGAAGACACUGCCAGUCGGUAGCGAUGCCCCUAGAGCCCGGGGAUAUUGGCUAUGCCGGUGCCACCCACUGGAAGGUCUACGUGAUAGCCAGAGGGGUCCAGCCUUUGGUCAUCUGUGAUGGAACCACCCUCUCAGAACUAUAGGAAACAAGAGCUGUACAGAGGAACAACUUCGAGAACUGAAGAUCAGAUUGAAAGGGGAGAAAUAAAAACGAUGAAACCACUUUCCAAGGUCACUUAGUUACCUACCCUGUGCAUGCGUGUAUGAGCCAGCCAUAUGCUGGAGGCCAUGGCCAGAGCCUGGCCCUCCCGACUCUUCCAGCCUAGUUGCUUGGCCAGGACUUUGCCAGUACCUACCUGUGAGAGAUUGGGCUCUCCCAUCUUCCACACCUUUUGGAACCACAGCCUCGAGGCUGCCCCUCAAGCAGGAAACAGGAUUGGUGCCUUACCUUACUCGCAUGGCAUGAUCCCUUCUGCUGGCUCCCUGGCCACAGAGAGGGCAGCCAGCAGGUCCAGACUUCAGAGCCGUCCCUCACCAGGUGGUCCUGCUUGUCCUGUCUUCCUGGCCACACCACCCUGUACUUCUUUUGAAAGCCAUAGCUGAUUAAAGAAGUCAUUGCAGUUUCCCCAGCAGCACAGAAUGUAGAACCCAUGAAACAGGAUUAAGUAAUCUCAUUGCACUCAAGAAAAGCACCGCUUUCCCAGUGUCCCAUGACUCUUGGAGUCUCAGUGAUGCCAGGUUGGAGUGUGAUUAUAAUUGAAAUGGUAAUUCCUAAGGUAAUACUUGCCUCCAUUUGAUCAAGUUCUUAGGCCUACCCCCACCCCAACCCCUUCUUGCUUGGCUUGCAGAAGCUGGACUCCCCGUCCUCCCUCGCUGGCAGGUCCAGAGCCCUGGACUGCUGAGGCAGCACAGCUUCUGUCAGCUGGGUUGGUUUACCAAGUGUCUUCAGAGGGGAUGAGUUAGAGUCCUGGCCUGGGGAGAGGGUGCCUCCCCGGGUUUGAUCUUUAGGGUCCAGCUUUCUGCAGGGAAGAUGUUUUACAGAUGUGUCAAGCUGAUGUUGUAAUAUGGUUGGGGAAGGAACUCCAGACCCAACGUGUUUGCCAGCUGGGUGUGCGACUCUGGGAUCCUCUGUCUUGAAAUGAUUUCUUUCUCCUGGGAAACAAGGUGAGGUAUUUUUAUCGUUUGUAAAAAUAUAAAGCUAUGUUCUUUCAGUUGGGUGAUUCCCUAUGCUCACUGUUUUCUCCAAGUGCUUUUAAUAUGUAUUAGUUAAAUGGUGUAAAUGAGGGCAUACUUUUCUUCCUCUUUUUUCCCCCCUUAUUCCUUUAUUGAUGCUGCUAUUUUGAUACCUGGCUUCUAGUCACGCUGUUGCCAAGCUGAAGAAAAAAGCCUGACUGUGGCCCUUUGGUUCUGAAUCGCAGGAAUCAGAUGAGUACAGGGACCAUGGCAGAGUGGACCAGAGCAGACAGUGGCGAGAGAAGGGGGUGUGACUCCUUGCAGGGUCCUUCCUCUGCAUCCUUGGAGGUGGCCUUGGACCUUAUCCCUGGGCUCUCUCUUAGCACAUCUCCUGAGCAGCGUUGGGGAUCAGCAAGGCACUGAAAGGCUUGUUUGUGGGUCUGUAAAGGACAAGAAUGGUUCACAGAGCUCAGGGCGGAACUAAUUGGCCUCUAUGGACUUCAGUGAAAUUAGGAUAAAUGGUACCUGAGGGAAUUUUUCCUUAAACAAGUCUGUGCCUUGUGUGGGUUAAUACAGGCAAAACAAAAUUUUUUGUAGAUAUAAAAGUCAUGCUGCUAAGCAGUUAUGAUUUAAGAGGUUUUAUUUCAGAGGGAUCAUCUUGAGGCCAGCUUUGCGCAAGCUUUUAGGGCCUUUGCAGUGUCCUUACCCCUGCUGCGCAUGGAGAAUUAUAUGUAAACAAGUUCUUCAGAGUUUUCUUCAUUUGGGCCCUUUGGGUUAACAAAAGAGAGGGUUCCCUAGAAGAAAAAGAAACUUUUGGUGACUGAGAUUUCUGUUUUGUCUUUAUGAAUUACCCUGUGUUCCUUCUCCAUUUCAUUCCUGCCCUUCAUACCUUCAAUGUUCAUAAAAUAUCCGCUUCAGCUCAAAACUUUGAAAACUUUGAAAACCCUUGUAUGUGUUGCUGUUCUGAGGUCUCUCCUGGAAAGUCCCCUAAGCCCCUGAGCUGUCUACAGUUCAACCAAAAAAAUGGUGUGGCAACAAAGAAGCAGAGAUUUUUGUGCAUUUCCUACUCUAAACUUAAAAUCUAUCCUGUUCAGAGUUGAAGGUCAAUUUCUGUUAAGGGAGGAAUUUUCCGAAGAGAGUUUUCCCCUCUUAAUUACUGGAUACGUAGAAGUAAUUUGCCUUCUUCUCAAGGCAGUUCUGACAAGCAGAAUACAGGAAUGGCUCCCCUCAGGAAUGGCCUAAUUGGCAGCCCGAGGCCUUGUGUGAGGGUGCUGCUCACCCAGCUCUCGGCUUUUUGGGGAAGUGGCGGAAGUCCCUCCACAUGACCCCGUGUGCAGAAGAGAGUCAUCAAGAUGAGGUGUAAGGGUGAAGGGCAAGUAUACUUGUCCGAUAUUGGUAACACAUUAUACCUGUUCAGGCUUAUAAAAAGAGGCAGAACUUACCCUCUCCCCACUCUCAAUUUUUUUAGAGAAGGGAGGGAGUAAAAUAAUAGGGUUUUGAGCAUAGAAUCUAGGGGCACCUGGCUAGCUCAGUCAGGGAAGCAUGCCACUCUUGAUCUCAGGGGUUAUAAGUUCGAGACCCAUGUUGGGUGAAGAGAUUACUUAACAAUAAAAUCCUAAAAAUUAACAAACAGAAUCUACGUAUUUGGUGAGAAACGAAACAGUUUUAAGAAAUGGGUAGGUUAUGGGGCACCUGGGUGGCUUAGUGGGUUGAGCCUCUGCCUUCUGCUCAGGUCAUGGUCUCGGGGUCCUGGGAUCGGUCCCCACAUUGAGCUUUCUAUUCAGCAGGGAGCCUGCUUCCCCCUGCCUCUCUGCUACUUGUGAUCUCUCUCUCUCUCUAGCAAAUAAAUAAAUAAAAUCUUAAAAAAAAAAAAUGGCAGGUUUAGGCUCGUUUUCUAAGGAUAAGAAUGGUAAUGUUUGUCCAGUCCAUUCUAAGAGGGCCUCAGUCUCCGUGGUCUUCUUUAAUUGUUACUCAGUCCUGUCGAGUAGGUGUUAAAGCCUCAUUUUUCGGAAAACCUGGGCUUAGAACAGUUACCUGCUGGUCAGUAGGUUGUUGGUUUUGCAGCUCAGUUUCGCUGCCUCAGUACAGCCUGGUGCCCAAGAACCUAGCUGUGGGUUUAGUUGCCUGGGGCGUGUCCCCACUGGGUCAAGAGAACCUCGGGGUAGGGUCAGCAAGUCAGGAACUCUUCAGGGUUUGUUUUCAAGAUUGUUUUAGACAGAAAGGGAACAGAAGAGGAUCUAACCAGAUGACUUUUAUAAAAAUCCUUUCACUUUCUCCCUCCCCAUUUGAAAACUCUUUAGAGUGAGCGUGGCUGGAACACAACUGUGUCCAGCCAUUUUCCCAUCACACAUGUUUCCAGAUGUGUGACCAGAAGAGGGACUUUGCCCAGUUCCAGUUGUGGCUCCCUUUAGAGUUUACCUCACUUGUUUUUCAGCUCUCUGUUUUCUCAUCCCUUCUUCCCAAACCCAGCAUAGGCCUCUGUGUAGGAGCAAUUUGUUUUUUAAAAAACUGUCAGUCUCCUUCUCUGCUGGUGAUGGCCUCACUCAUUUUAAUAUAGUCUGGGAUGAGAGUUUGUUCCUUAACCAGUGGCUUCCAUAAUGAACAUUCAAAAGCCCAAAGCAAAUGUUCAUUUUUCACCUAAUCCUUGCCUGCAGGAGGCGGCCAAGUUGUAGGGGAAAGAGCCAGAGCUCUCUGGUUGCGUGGAGACAAGUGAUCAUGACUUUUUGAGAAUCAGUUCUUGAUCAGAAGGGUCUUUUAGGCUUUUGAGCUCUCCUGGUGAUGGAGGAGAAACUCUCCUAAAUUCACGAGUUCACACUCAGUAGCUUUAAGUGGUGACCCAUCCCUAACUAAAACUGGUCAAAGGAAAGCAAUGCAGAAUGUGCUUUAGAUGGCAUUUCCCCCCUUUUUUUAAAUUUUAAAUUUCGGUUAACAUACGGUGCAGUAUUGGUUUAAGUGGCAUUUUAGAUUGGGAUUCUGUGUUUGGAGCUACGCAUGUUGUGCACAGCGCCGACAGGUGUUGGGACCAGGAGGCCAGGAAGGGGCCAGUGCUUAUGGGGAUAACCCUGUAGCGAAUGAAAAAUGGGAGGCUCUGGAAAUAACGCUGUGUCGCCAUCAGCGUGCAUCUCCCCGGCCUCCCUACCCCCAGUCUCCCGAUAUCUUCCCAAAGAAGCAGCUUCUUCCACAAAAGCGUCUCCAAGAAGAUGGACAGGUGCUUCCCUGUUGUGCACCACACCCAAGUUGGCCCACCCUUGGACACAGUACGGUUUUAUGCGCUGGCCUUGGUGAGAAACCAUCCAGCCAGCUUGUCUCUCGUCCAGGUCCCUUAGUGUCUGGUUUCCCUGCCCUGCAUAAUUUAAGCAUUAGAGCUAAGUACAUCUGUCAUUUUCCUCUCUCCAGAGACUGGGAAAUGUCCAGAGUUUUUCAGAAGAGUGGAGAGAAGAAAUGUUAUGUAACUCCUAGUGUAGGCCUGGAACUGUCCAGACAUGGUGGGACUGGGGCUGAGCUGGAAACCAUUCCCCCUCCACUUUGUGCGUCUUUUAGUCGGCGUGGAUCCAAGCGUGAGCCCCAGCUGCAGAUACCUGAGCAGAGAAGGGAAACCAGACUAGAGUCAGACAGAAACUGGGGAGUCAGGCCAUCAGGGUGUGCCAAACUUUAUUUACAUUUCCUCACAACAGCUCUGUGGGGUAGGGGAGGUCACCCUGUGAAGCCACCUUUACUCAAAGAUCAGCUGUGUCCCAGCCUCCAAACUCUAGCCCCUCGGGACACUUUUGGCCCUUUCAGGAACAAGCUCUUGCCCACAAGAAUUCAUGACAGGUUCAGACAGACACAAGGCAUUCCCAAGAACCCUUAAUCUCAUCAUGACCAGCAACUUUGCCCCCAAACUUCUUGUCAUAGUGUCCCCCCUCAGAAACGUGCCAGCUGUGAUCUCCUCUCUCCUGCAGAAGGGUCAAUAACAGGUGUCUAGGCUGGGGGAGCAGACUGGAGGGCAGAGCUAAGCCAGCAACUCCUGCUCAGCCUCUUCCCUGCCCAGGGAAAGGUCUUGGGAUAGCUGCUGUGCAUCUUCAGGGAACCAGGGAAGGUCCUGAUAGGCAGAGGGAGACGGAUACCUGUCCCAACCGUGCAUGUGUGCUGUUCUAAUAUGUAUUCGAUGCAGAAUGUUGACGGUAACUUAAUGUACUGCAAGCUUGUAAAGACUUCUGUCAUGUAAAGAAUGUAUGUAAAUUAAAGUUUUAUGAAAUGAAAGCUCUUACUUUUGCAAUUAAAAGUGUGUAUGUUGGUUGAUAAGAA
Lutra lutra (Eurasian river otter) is the source of this 6596-nucleotide messenger RNA. RefSeq names its product chromosome 6 C6orf89 homolog (gene C6H6orf89). Gene Ontology annotation, cellular component: nucleolus; Golgi membrane. The coding region runs from base 233 to 1279 and encodes 348 amino acids. The record is from RefSeq and is a predicted model, not a curated record. NCBI's taxonomy places the organism in Eukaryota, Metazoa, Chordata, Mammalia, Carnivora, Mustelidae. The transcript has 9 exons.